Messenger RNA from Phlebotomus argentipes, 2035 nucleotides. Its product is annotated as zinc finger protein 33A-like. NCBI's taxonomy places the organism in Eukaryota, Metazoa, Arthropoda, Insecta, Diptera, Psychodidae. Gene Ontology annotation, cellular component: nucleus. The record is from RefSeq and is a predicted model, not a curated record. The coding region runs from base 350 to 2035 and encodes 561 amino acids. The transcript has 2 exons. Gene Ontology annotation, molecular function: RNA polymerase II transcription regulatory region sequence-specific DNA binding; zinc ion binding; DNA-binding transcription factor activity, RNA polymerase II-specific. Gene Ontology annotation, biological process: regulation of transcription by RNA polymerase II.
GGAGAGAAUUUUUGUGUUUCUAGCAGACUAUGGAUAAAGUGAAUAUGGAAUAGUAAUUGAUAAAUAACAUAUAGAGGAUAUAUAUUUAAGUAAACACAAAUAUAUCUACUGGUAAGCCGUUUCAAGAGAUAGGCAAGGAAGGUGUGAGACAUAAGGAAAUCGUAUGUCGGAUGGUGAAAAGGAGCAAAAAAGCAGUACGAUCUCUUAUGAAAUGUGUAACAUUUGAAACAGUUUACAAGAAAUAAAUUUGAAAUAUAUAUACAAAAAAAACAAGGAAAUGAAAUAAAUUUGCUUCUAUGGUAUAAAAUAUUGAAUAACUAUGUUUAUUAAAUUGAGCUAAAAUAACAGCAUGAAUUUUACUCGCUGCUUUUCAUGGGAUUUCGUGGCAUAUUGGACACAAUGGGUUAAUAAAUUGAAAUUCCCGCCCAUAUUUUUAUUCUACAGAGGCGCUGCGGGCGCUAAAGAGACAAUCUUCAGACAAAAGAAAAAUAUUGUCAUUUUUGUUGUGAGUUUUUGCACUCAAUUUUCCCUUCAAUUUCUGGCCUGGCCAGUCAUGGAUGGGAAUUCGAGGUCAAUUUGUCGGAUCUGUUUGAAUCCCAAGAAGCGACUUCUGGGCAUCGCUGAAACAGUCUUCGAGGCUCUUUCUUAUGAUAAAAUCUAUUCAGAGUGCAUAGGCAGGAGUCUAAGAGACUUCCAGAGUCAUCCCAAUUGCAUCUGCAAGCAGUGUGAGAAUGAGAUGAUCAUCGCGUAUCAGUUCCGGAGGAAGUGCCUCGAGGCCGAGGAGAAACUCACCGCUAUGGAAGAAGAAGUGGACAAACCGGUGUUUGUGGAAGUCAAGGAAGAGCUAGAGUCAAACAUCAGUGAUAAUGAUUUCGUGGAGGCCCCAAGACGUCGUCGAGUAGCGGCUGAGGAUAUGAAGAAUCCGUGGUCGUGUGAAGUUUGUGGUCGACGAUAUCCCAAUAGAUCCUCAAUGAAUGCCCAUCGAUCUUAUGCCCACAAGCUGAAACCUGAGAUUAUCCCGUGCAAGCGCUGCGGAAAGACGUUCAAGAGCAGGACUGAGAAGACUGGGCAUGAGUGCACGCGGCAUUGUGUGCAGUGCGACAAGAUGAUCAGCGGGAAACACUUUGCCACGCACGAAAUGCGCCACAGAAGCACCGAAAAGGCCUUCAAGUGUGACCAAUGUUCCAAGGAGUAUCACACACCGGCGGAUCUGAAUGGGCACAAGCUCUCGGCUCACGUGAAGGGCGAAAGCACACUUUGCGUCGUGUGCGGGAAGAUGGUGAAGCAGCUGAACCUCAAGAUGCACCUCCGGACGCACGAGCCGCGCUCCGAGGCAGAGAAGAGGAGCUUCGCCUGCGCGGAGUGCAGCAAAGUGUACUGCUCAGCGGCUAGCCUGAAAUCCCACUUUGAGAGCGUCCAUCUCGGCAUGAAGAGACUGAAAGUAAAGUGUCCACACUGCGAGAUGCGUUUCAAGGGUCACUCGGAGCGCACGGCGCACAUCUACAAGUACCACCUGAAGAAGGCUCUAUUCAGCUGCCACCACUGCCGGAAGGACUUCUACCACCGCAACAACUACACCAACCACAUCAAGGUGCACCACAGCUUCGAGAAGCUCUUCCACUGCGGCGUCUGCAACAAGGCCUUCGCCCUGGAUUCGCGGCGCAAGUUGCACGAGGCAUACCACUCAGACGAGCGUCGCUACAUGUGUGCCACAUGCUCCAAAUCCUUCAAGUUGCGCAACCAUUUGGUGCGCCACAUGCGCGGCCACACGGGCGAGAAGAGCUUUACCUGUCCAUAUUGCAGCAAUCUCUUCUACUCCAUCCGCAGCGUGCGCGGCCACGUGAAGCGAGACCAUCCGGACCAGCAAGUCCCACCACCGGGCACAAUUUUGUCCAAGAAGAAACUCGAGCAAUUGGCCAAGGAUCGAGAGCUGGAGGAGUCGCUCCUCAGCAUUCCAGUGGAUCCACAGCUCCUGCCGCCCAGCAUUCAGCAGAAGCUCCAGAGCGAGCUCGAGAGCUGUACAAAUGUUCAGUAG